CUAUGUUUCUAAAGCAUAGUCUUUGAGUGACUAUAGAUGAGAAGACAUUUCUUUACUGGUUUUACUACUUUGCUGGAGAAUAUAUUCGGAAAAGAGUACUGCACAGGCAAACUUGUAAAAGAGCAGCAUGUUAUCCUUAACAAAGCUAAUUGUGAUUGCAUCCCUGUGCUCUGCUGUGUUUUUUAUCAUAGGAAUACUCAUUGGACGGUUUGCCACUGCUCCAGACCUUCCAAACUGGUUGAGGAAGAUGAGUGUGGAUGGUGACAGUAGCAUCAUUGAGAAGCUCAUGAAGGAAAUUAAGGCAGAAAACAUUAAGGAAAACUUAGAAUUUUUAACAAAGAAGCCUCACAUUGCUGGAAGUGAACAAGACGAAGAUGUUCUUGUGAAUCAUAUUAUUAAAGAGUGGACAACACAGUUAGAUGGAGUCAGAGUAUAUCCAUAUAAAGUGCUCCUUUCUUACCCAAAUGCUACUAAUCCAAACUAUGUAGCAAUUGAGCUUGAAAAUGGAACAGAAGUAGAAGUGUCAGCCAAAGUGGAGAAGAUUCUCAACCCCGAGCAGGAUGAUCCAACAGUUGUGAACCCAUUCAAUGCAUACUCGCCUGCUGGUGUUGUUACGGGUGACCUUGUAUAUGUGAAUUAUGGAAGAAUUGAAGACUUUAUGCAUCUUCAGAGAGUUUUAAAAGUGGACCUUAAUGGAAAAAUUGCAAUUGCACGCUAUGGAAAAAUAUUCAGGGGGGACAAGGCAGAAAAUGCAGAGAAAUUUAACUGCACUGCUUUGAUACUAUACUCUGACCCAGUGGAUUAUGCCCUUGGCACUCAGGUGGCUGUGUACCCUGAAGAUUGGUGGUUACCUGGUACUGGAGUACAAAGAGGGACACUUUAUAUGUCAGAUGGAGAUCCACUUACACCAUACUAUCCAUCAACAGACUCUGCAUAUUUCUUAAACGAGAGUGAAGAUCUGGGCUUCCCAUCAAUCCCUGUAACCCCGAUAGGAUAUGAUGAUGCUAUUAAGUAUCUCAGCAAACUCGACGGACCUACAGUAAACAGCAGUUGGCAGGGCAAAUUAAAUAUUACCUAUAGGAUUGGACCUGGCUUUGUACAUCCUUAUACUAACAGCAAAAUGAAAGUGUCUGUCCAUACAUACAAUGAAAGGAAGUUAAUCAAGAAUGUCAUUGGAUACAUUCGUGGAGAGCAUGAACCAGAUCGCUAUGUUAUUCUUGGAAAUCACCGAGAUGCUUGGAUAUUUGGUGCUGUCGAUCCCUCGAGUGGCACAGCAGUUAUGUUGGAGUUGAGUCGAGCCAUGGGAACAUUAUUAAAAGGAGGUUGGCAGCCUCGAAGGUCCAUAAUCUUCUGUAGCUGGGGAGCUGAAGAAUAUGGUCUUGUUGGAUCUACAGAGUGGGGGGAAGAUCUAAACAAAAUCCUAAGUUCAAGAGCAGUGGCAUACCUGAAUGUAGACAUAGCAGUUGAAGGAAAUGCAAGCUUUACUGCUUCUGUAACUCCUAACCUCCAGAGCUUGUUGUAUGAAGUUACAAAGAAGGUUGAAAAUCCAAAUCGGGAUGAGUAUACAAAUGGCAGGAAAACUGUGUUUGAUACUUGGAUGGCAAAUAUUCCAUCUAGUUAUGAUCCAACUAUCCCUCAUGUUCGAGAUCUAGCAUAUGGAAGUGACUAUAAAGUUUUUCUACAAAUAUUGGGUGUGUCAUCUUUAGACAUAGGAUUCACAUAUAACCAGAAUUACAAGCUAUCUUCCUAUCCAACGUACCACUCAGUCUAUGAAACUUAUCAUUUAGUCUCCCGGCUCAUUGAUCAAGAGUUUAAGUAUCAUCAGGCCUUGGCACGUGUGUGGGGAGAGAUAGCUAGAACACUUGCUGACAGCGUUAUAUUAAAAAUGGAUUGUGUCCGUUAUGCUGAAAAACUGCAAAGAAUCUUUAAUGAUGUUCAAGACACUUACAGAGAUAUUUUCAGUGAACAAGGAAUUACCCUUGAGUAUCUGGCAACAGCAGUAAAAGAUUUCAGAAAGGCUGCUAAUGAUCUGCAUGACAGAGUUAAAAUGGUUGAUCUCAAAAAUCCAUUAGAAGUUCGCAGAGUGAAUGAUCAACUUAUGAACCUUGAGAAAGCCUUUAUUGAUCCUUUGGGUGUUUCUGGCAAGCCAAACCUGAGACAUGUCAUUUUUGCUCCAAGUCAACAUCAUACUUAUGCAUCAUCGAGUUUUCCUGGACUGACAGAUGCCUUGUUUGAUAUUGAGAAUGAUCCAGACCAAGAAGCACGCUGGCAGCAGGUCAGAAAGGAGGUAUCAAUUGUUACUUUCACCAUCCAGUCAGCAGCUCGCACUCUGAGAAAUGUCAACAAUAUUGGUGGACUUUGAUCGGAAUUGUUGAUGUUUCUACAUGAAGAUUCCUUAAUCCCAUAGAAAUAUUAAUUAAAAAUGGAAUGGAAA
Molecule: messenger RNA, 2434 nt
Organism: Protopterus annectens (West African lungfish)
Lineage: Eukaryota; Metazoa; Chordata; Ceratodontiformes; Protopteridae
Product: putative N-acetylated-alpha-linked acidic dipeptidase
Exons: 18
Coding region: 128-2362 (744 amino acids)
Molecular function (GO): carboxypeptidase activity
Source: RefSeq, a predicted model, not a curated record